Vanderwaltozyma polyspora DSM 70294 is the source of this 3801-nucleotide messenger RNA. RefSeq names its product ribonuclease P (gene RPM2). The transcript has a single exon. NCBI's taxonomy places the organism in Eukaryota, Fungi, Ascomycota, Saccharomycetes, Saccharomycetales, Saccharomycetaceae. Bases 1 to 3801 code for a protein of 1266 amino acids. The record is from RefSeq and is a predicted model, not a curated record.
AUGAUGUUUAAAUCUAUUAAAAAUAAUAGAUUUGCCUCAAUUAAAAAAUUUCACAAUUGUUCAAUAAGAUUUAACAGAAAAAACUUUAUUGUAACUAAUUCAAACGAUUUUACCUUUUUUUUCAACGAUAACGUAAAAUAUAAAAGAAGAAGAAACCAUAGAUUCGAUAAUGAUAACGAUUUUGAUUACGACUUUUACAAUUUAAUUAUUAGAAAAUUCUAUUUUAAAAAUAAUAAUAUCAAUCCCUUUAAUAAUAACAAUAAUUUCGUACCUAUUUUAUUGACAUCAGAUAAUGACCAUUUUAACAACAAAAAUUUGAAAUUUUAUUGUAAUAAAAAAAAUUAUAUCCAUAGUAAUCUACGUAACAACUCAAGUGGUAUUGACAGAUUUCAUAACAAUUUAAUUAAAAUAAAAAGAAGAAGAAAAUUAUUGUUAUCUUCAAAUUUAAAAAAUAACACUAUUCGUUACUAUCAAAAUAAUAAUAUUCAUUUAACGAAAAGUAAGUUCUUUAUUAAUAAAAGAAAUUUUCAUUCUAAUUCUAUCAUUAAAAAUAAUGAGGAUAAAACUAUAAUUAAUGACCAAAUUAACGACUUGACUAAUAAUACCAAUAAUAAUAAUGACAGUACAAUUAAUAAUAUUAAUAAUGAUUUCCCUUGGGAAAAAGACAAUGAAGAAUCUCUUAAUAAAGACACUUACUUAAAAGCUCAUAUGGACUCUAUCGACAAAGCCUUUAUCAAAAAGGAUUAUAACAUUAUCAAUGCCUUAUACCAAUCUUUGAAAAGAAAUGAUUGCGUCCCUUCAAUUGAAACCUAUUACAAAAUUCUAUAUUCAAUCGCUCAUCGUGAUCUAGAUUCAGAUGAUAUCAAUUAUAAAAUGUUCCAAAUUUUAUCUUGUUAUGAAGAUAUUAUUAUUAAAAAUAAAUUAAAGCCAACAGAUGAAAUUUAUAGCGUUCUUUUAGAAAAUUUAUUUAAAGGUUCAAUCAUUUCUUAUGAAAAUAACAACUAUAAAAAUGGCUUGGACUUUUUCAAAAUCGCUUUAAAUAUUUUUUUACAAGUUUACGAAAAUCAUAAUUUAUCAAAUGAUAAGGUUAUCAAGAAUUUCCUAAUUUCUAUCAAUUAUUAUCCUGGUAAUAUUAGCUUUCUUCAAAUUAAUCAAGUCUUCAAUAAAUUUAAUUAUAAAAUCGAAGACAAUUAUAAAAUAUACUUCCAGACUUUGUUGAAUUAUUCCAUCUUAAUUAAUGAUGAGGCUUCUUUUGAUCUUCUUCAUAAAGAAUUUACAAUUUUUAGUGAAAAUAACUGCAUAGAUAACUCUUUUGACUAUUCAAUAUGGCAGUUAAUCAUAUCUGGUUUAAUUGAGAUCAAACAGGAUUUUACUUUAUCAACAAGUAUUUUGAACUUAAAAUUAGAAGAAUCAAAAUCUAGGGACAGCACGAGAGUAGAUCUAUCUCAUUUAGUUUCAAACUACUUGAUAUCAAUCUCUAAGUCAAAUCCAUCUAAAUCUCAUACUCUAUGGCUAGCCUUUAAGAAAUUGAAUUGGUUGCCAGAAUUUGAUUAUAACUUUUAUUUGAAGAUGAUUCUAAAUUCAAAAAAUAAUUGGAAUUUAACAAAAAUGUAUUAUAAUUACAUUUAUCCAAUGAAAUUGAGUUCUUCUAAAAUUAAAAUUGAAGGCACAUCCUCAAACAAUUUAUUGAAAUUACCUCAAUCCAAUGAUAUUCAGUCCACCGUUGAUCUAAAUACAAUUCAUGAUUAUUUGAUACUGAAAUCGAUUCAAUCAAACGAUAGUGAAAUGGUUUUCAAGCUAAUUCAGGAAUCAUUAGUUAAAAAUUUGAAGUUUAGUUAUCUGAAUACCUACAAUGAGGCUCUAAAUUUUUUGAAAGAAAGGAAAUAUCCUAUUGAUUCUACGAUAAAUUUUAUCGAAUUACACUCGACACUAAUUUGCGAUUCUUCAAAGAACCAACUGAAUGAGCUAAACUUCAAUUCAUUUGUCAACGCAUCAUUAUCAAUGUUUAUUGAUAACCAUAAGUUUUUGGUGAAGUUUGUAGAAAGUGCUACUUUCUCAAACUAUUGCCAAUCAGCAAAUCUGUUAGACUUAACAACGAUAACUCUUCUAAGUACUAUUCUCAAAAGCGUCAUGGGUAAAUCAUCUGAUUCUAUAGAUAGUUAUCCAACCUUUCUUAAAUUGUAUUCCAUUUUUGUUAUGAAGUUUGCAGAGCUUACUUUACAUGAUAACUCAUACGAGAUUAGUCAAAUGGAGCUUUUGAAUACUUUUAAAUCCAGAAUUAUUGAAAACCAUUGCCAACUAGUUCAACAUUAUUAUGAUUUAAACCUUAACCCAAGAUACUUACCUUCUGAAGUUUUGCAAUCAUUAUCAUUAUCGAAUUUUUCAAAGGAGAUAAUCGACUUUUAUAACGGUAUUAAUUAUGAUACAGAGUCCCUAAACUCGAAGGUAUUGUGUUAUGGUACAAUAAUAAGAAAUUCACCAGAUAAAGGAGUCAUUGAGUUCAAGAAAUUACUAAACAAAGGUUCUUCGUUUGAUUACGAUACUUAUUAUACUAUCCUGUCAGAUAAGGAUUUGGUCAAAAAAGUACCAGUUAAUCAAGUUAUAAAGAAUGCCAUCCAAGCGUGCCCAACUGACAGCAAAUGUAUGGAAAAGUUAAUUAAUACCAUCUUGUUUAAUGCCAAUGACAACGUUUUAGAAUCGAUCUUUUUGGAUGAAACAAUGAUUAGAAGUCAUUUUGUACCUUACGUGAACGAAAUAAAUUUAUCCAAUCUUAUUCAAUAUUCAUCGAGGGAAGGAGGUGAUUUCAAUAGUUUUUUGAAGAUGAUAAGUUUUCCUGAAAGGUUUUCCAAUAUUAAGAAUCAAACAGUAUACAAAUCAUCGAUUUCUAAAAUCUACAAUAUAUUGUUUGAAAAGGGUCAAUUCGGUCAAAUUUCUGAGUAUAAUAAUAUAUUACCAGUUUUGCAACUUGAUUUGUUAUUGAAGUCAUUUAUUUAUAACAAUGACGGUGAAAAAUUUGUCUCAUACUUUACCAGUUAUGAGGAACAGCUUAGUUCUAAAUCAAAAGUUGAAUUAAAGCUCGAGCAUUCAUUAUUUGAAGGAAGGAAGGACAAAUCUAUUAAAUUAGUCCAAGACGCCAUCAAAAGGAAACAAUUGAGCGUAAGUGACAUCGCUGAUCUUCGAAGCUUGCUUGGCUUCGUUCAAUGUAUGAAUGACAAUAUUAAGAUGACAGAAGAUGCUAUAGAAUCUGAGAAGCCAAAAAACAUUCUGCAACUUUCAAAUUUGUUGUGCAGUAAGUCUGAUAGUUACUCAAACAUGGUUUCUAUUUAUCAGGAAUACAGCCAUUUAACCGACAAUGACCAGUUAUUAAAGGCAAUGUUGGGAAGAUUUAUAUGGUACUCAAGGAUAUGCACUGCCACUCCUAAUUUUGAACACAAAAAUUUAGAUAGAAGCAUGAAAAACUUCUUGAGAUUUAAAUGCUAUCUAAAAAAACCUUUAAUUUAUCAGUCUGAUUUAGAAAAAAUUAUUCAAAUAUGGACCAAAGUUAAUACAGCAAUGGUAGAUGCAUUGCUUAAUAACAUGAUAGAAUCAUUAUAUUUAAACCCAGAAACCGAUAUAUUAUAUUUGAACAAUAGCUUGAGUUAUAAAUUCAAUAAGAGCUCUUUAAAGGAUUUAGUACAAUCACUUAAAUUGCAUUACGAAGAAAAUUCAUUACAUAAUGAAUUAACGAUAAAAAUUGAUAAAUCUCUGCGAUUUAUUAAUGAAAAUUUACAACAAAAAAAUAUAGCAUUUAAUUUAAUAUAA